CCUACGAGUACGACAUCUCUAGGCCCCAAAUGCCUCUAGUCACAAGUCCAAGCUGCAUCAUGAAGAUCGAUAUAUUGACGGCCCCAGUCAAGCCUCGCCAUGUGUUUCGUCAUGCGCCUCGGCGGAUAUCAUGAUGCCUGCUGGUGAUGCGUGUAUUCGCAUGAGGACCACCACCACCUCGUCCACCAUCCUCCUCCUCUCCGUAUGAUCUCGUCCCGACAACAAUCGCAUACUUGAGGCUUUCUCUCUCAUGCAUUCACUUGCCAGCGCUUCCAUCCACCUUUGUGCAUGACGUCUCCUCACUGUCUUGCGUAGAGAAAUUUAUUCCGGCUGCACAUCUGUACCAAAGCCGUACGUCUGUCACCACCACUCUUCUCGAAUCUCACAUGCCCCUCUUCACCUGCACGCGAACCAGGCACCAUGUCGACCGUCACAGAGAACCCGACCUCUCCCAACGCCAUACCGGUCCGUUAUAGCUCGGCCGGUGUCCGCGACGGAGUCCAGCAUCAACCCUCCAAGUCCGUCCUCAAACCUCUCGCGGAAGACACCUGGAUAUCUAACAAACACAACUCCAUGCCCCCACUGAGCCCUCCUUUACCUCUUAUCGACCAGGCCAACAAGAUGAGAUACACGAAGAGAAAGUCCACCUCGGAGACCAUCGCCCCGAGGCGGCUGAGUGAAUGGACGCCACAGAAAGAGAAGAUCAUAAUGGGUCCCUACGACUAUCUCUUUGCGCACCCGGGCAAGGACAUACGCUCCGCCUUGAUCAAGGCCUUCAACGCGUUUCUCAGCGUCCCGCCACGGUCGCUCGAGAUCAUAACGAAGGUCGUGGGCAUGCUGCACACCUCGUCGCUGCUCAUCGACGACGUCCAGGACGGCAGUCAACUCCGGAGGGGCAUCCCGGUCGCGCACAACAUCUUUGGCGUCGCGCAGACUAUCAACAGCGCAAACUACGUCUACUUCCUGGCGCUGCAGGAACUCCAAAAGCUCGACAACAAGGACGAGGCCAUGGAGAUCUUCACCACGGAACUCCUGAACCUGCACCGCGGCCAAGGGAUGGAUCUCUACUGGCGAGACACCCUCACCUGCCCGACGGAGGACGACUACCUCGAGAUGGUGCAGAACAAGACGGGUGGCCUGUUUCGCCUUGCCGUCCAACUGAUGCAGGCCGAGUCUCCCGAGAGGGGUCGCAUAGAUUGCGUGCCGCUGGUCAACCUGAUGGGUUUGGUGUUUCAAGUGUGCGACGACUAUCUCAACCUCUCGUCGGGCACGUACACCAAGAACAAAGGUCUCUGUGAGGACCUGACGGAGGGCAAGUUCUCGUUCCCCGUCAUCCAUUCGAUACGGAGUAACCCGGCCAACUUGCAGCUGAUCAACAUCCUCAAACAAAAGACGACCGACGAGGGCGUCAAGAUGUACGCCGUGAGCUACAUGGAGAGCACUGGCAGUUUCGAGUACACGCGGAAAGUGGUCAAGGAGCUGAAGACCAAAGCCGCCGAAUUGAUUACCGAAUUGGAUGCCGGCUCGGGCAAGGGUGCCGAAGUGAAGGCCAUCUUGGAUAGGAUCGAUGUGGAUAUAUGAAUGAGGCGACCACUCCCCCGUCAUAAUUCAUGUGCCUCAAUCAUGGGACGUGUGAAGAGCCGUAUUGGACGCCCAAAAGGUCUUCAACAGAUCACUACAACAUUCCAUUCAUCUUCACAUGUCCAUCAGUGGCGAACUGGAGGUCGAGAUUUUCCUUCUUUAGCGUAGAAUGUCCCAGCACAGCGCAGUAAGAGAAACAGAGGCAGAGGGAGUAAGAUCACUUAGAAAUUCUGGCUCGAAGAAUAAUGAUACCAAUGUCCUUGAUGUUUGCC
Molecule: messenger RNA, 1853 nt
Organism: Exophiala oligosperma
Lineage: Eukaryota; Fungi; Ascomycota; Eurotiomycetes; Chaetothyriales; Herpotrichiellaceae
Exons: 1
Coding region: 421-1581 (386 amino acids)
Biological process (GO): isoprenoid biosynthetic process
Molecular function (GO): prenyltransferase activity
Source: RefSeq, a predicted model, not a curated record